AUGCGCAUUAAAUCAGUUAGCAAGAAUGGAAGUGAACGCAUCAUUAAAGGAAGAGUACACCGCGUACUACAGAAAGGGUUAGUUGAUUUGAGGAAAGGAGAUACAGUAUAUUUGCGCAGCAAUACCACUUGUGACUGUCCUCAGAUUUCCCGGAUGAACGCGGAUUACUUGGUGGCUGGUCAUGAAGAUGUGCGAGAAAAAAGACUUUACUUACUUCCGGCAACCGGCGUGGUAGAAACCUGGGAGCGAGCUUGGGUUUCUAAAUUCAGAAAGUGGGAGCGGCGUUUUGCUGCCAAGCGUCUUCUUGGAAAAAAACGUAACAGAAAAAACAGGAAACGUCAAAGGAAAGGUAGAAAAUGUAGAAACAGUUCUUUUUUAGUCUAUCAGAGCAGGUUCUGUGAGAACCUGUAUAACGUGAAAAGGCCAGAGGGAACUCGGGCAGAGUUUUUUGUGAACUUAAUAUGCUCGCCCGCUCGACAUACCAGGGCAGUAGACUGUUAGUAUUCAUCAUAAAUUAUAUUAUAGUAAUCGAGAACAGAUACCAGCCACCGCAGAGGCUCAUUAAGUGUCAAAACGCUUCGACUUUUGUAUUACUACUUCUUUAAUUUUAUCCCAAUGAGAGGCCAAAACUGUUAAAAAUACUUCUUAUAAAUGAAAAGGGCAUAAAACUUCUUAUCUUUGUGAAGAAACAAUUCAAGGAAAACUUAGUCAAUGGUACAAACUGACGUUUGAGGUUUGCUGUCAAAGUGAUUCUGAGUCUCUCCACUGAAUUAAUAACAAAUCGAGCGAACCGUUACUUCUCCAAAGGGCAAAAGUUCCCAUUAUUGGUAAUUGCAAGUUGAGGUUCAUUUUGAAAAUGAGGCGGACGGGGCUAACAUUAAACUGAAUGAAAUUCAAACUGAGACAUUUUCCCUUUAUAUUACGUAUAGUUUAGCAGGAGGAUUGUCGAUUUUGAUUAUUAAUGUUUUCUCAAAAUAAAAUGAACACUGGUAUGCUGGAACAUACCGUGUGACCAAAAUCACGUGUUGAAGGCUCUUUUGUAUCUAUUGUACAUUAUUUUUUUCAGCAUAAAGCUAAAUCAAAAUUAAAGUAAAAGAAAUGACAUCCAGCAGGGGCAGAUAGCAAAAGGAAAGUUAGAGAAUAUGUCGGUGUAAUGUAUUACUCAGUGAACUAAUGAAAUUUCUUUUUUUUCUUUUCUACCACCAGCGUUUUUAUCACCUGAACUUGGUAACUGAUGCGUAGUUAUCAACCCAAACGGGUCCGGCUACAAAGAAAAUUUAUUCAGUGGUUGGAUUAGAAAUGGAAACUAAAGGAACACCAUCUUUUAAGGUCGAGACAUAUUUUUACUUUUCACUUUGAAAUGGCAAAUGUGACUGUUCAUUCUCCAUAAGGUAGAAUAUGAAGUCAAAGACAAAGCUAAACGAGAAGUAAUUACUUGAAAUAUAGGGAAGAAGGAAAUCUCCAUCGAAAAUAUUAGAACAUUGUUGUCUUCAUCUAUUCUGUGACAAAUGUUAUAGUGCCUUUUGAUCGUUCAGUUUUCAGUUAAAGCUACUCACAAUGAAGCACUAAAACUGAAUAUCCCAGGGCAAUUCUGAAUUAUUAACAAACGAGAAGAAAUUGAAGUGGAGUUAGACGUAACUAGCAGUUAAUAUUAGCAGGGCGCUGUUGGUCAUUCUUAAACUAAUGUUUUAUUUUAGAUAGGAAAAUUCAGAAGUAAUAAUAAGGAGAAUUAAUUUCAAGUUAUUGAUUUUUAACAGUAAUUCCUUCCAAAAGAUUUUGGGAUGAUUAUUUUAGGCAAAAUAUAUUAUAAUACGGAACAAAAUAUAUUUUGUGUUUCCACAAUAUCAUGUACAGAAUCCGUAUAGAGAGAAUAUUUUAAGAAGACGAGGCUAUACUAUAGCCAUAUUGUGAUAGCAGCAUUCUUAACCAGCAUACCGUGGUUUUCAAUAGCCCACCUUCGAUAUUUUAAAACUCUACGACAUGUCUACGAGGCUUCAGAGCGCAAAAUUGCAAAUUUUUGAAGACUCCAUUGUCUAGCAAUUCCCAGGAGAGACUUGAGCAGAAAGAAAACAAAACCAAAUAUAGAAAUUAACCAGAAAGCCUCGGAAUCAUGUUGGAAUUUUAAUACAUCGAACGUGGGCUAUUGAGUGUAGAAAGUUAGCCUGUUUUUUUGGUUUGUUAAGUGCCGUUUAUCUAACAGGUAUUACCGACCACCUUCCCAUCCAAUCAGAAGUAAUAAAACCGAAAUUUAUCGCUUUCACCUACGCCUUAUGAUUGAUUUUUAGUACUGUCUACAAGUAUUUUUAGUGGUCAGCGGGACAUCCUGGUUUAGGUUUACGAUACUCAGUAGAUUCCCGGCCUGAUUACAUCUCAUUAUUGCUAUAUAAAUGAAGUUUUAUGUACUGUCAGCUGCUUUGAUUAGCACCCACUUCGCGCAUCUGCUAAAAGAGAGCUUGCUUGAAUACGAAGAAUUUAAACUUUUCGUCCCAUUUCCAAAUUUAAAAUUCUUCUCAAAAGCGAUUGAGAAGGUUGCAGCUAGGCAGGAUAAUGACUACGGGCCUGUUUACAUGGAGUCGGGGGACCCCGGUCUAGUGGGCUUGGUUUUUUUUUGUUUUCACGCUCUGGGGGACACAAAACAAAAGAAACCUACCCUACUAGACCGGGGUCCCCCACUCCAUGUAAACAGGGUCUACCUUGGAGAUCUUUCAUGAGACUAAACUGCUGAAACUGAUUUGGUUUAAGUGCAGGGCGAUAUCCUCUGUGCGCUGGACAAAAAAACACGGUGAUCCUGCUACUAUUAGAUCUCUUAAAAGCUUUUGAAACAGUUGACCACUACAUUCUUCUCUCUCGUUUGAAGACUCGAUUUGGUCUCGAAGGCAAAGUUUUAGCAUGGUUCACGUUAUAUCUGGGCGUAGUCAGUUUGUGAAAGUUAAAAGUAGCCAAUCAUUGAUGAGGGAUCUACAUUAUGGAGUACUUCAAGGAUCUUUGCUGCGCCCCAACUUUGACUUCAACUUCAACUUUAUUUGAUAAAAAUAUUGAUUACAAUAGACUGGCCCGCAAAAUAGCAAUUGCUAAUCUAGGAGAACCAGUUAAAAGAAAAAUAAAGUGAAAGAAAAGGAAGGGAAGGAAAAUAUAUGAAUAAUAUUUCUAUCAUAGUUUUAAUUAAUUACAUUAAAUAUAAUAAGGAAAGACGAAAAAGGAAUUGACGGAGAGCGAAAACAAAAACUUUUGUACUGGAAUCACUUAACUGUUGAUCCAACUUUUUCAACUAUUAAUGACGUCUCAAUAUACGUAGUCAUUUUCUCUUUUUAAGAUGUCGGAAAGCAAUCUGUGAAGCACUUUCGUAAAUUUCUUUUUAGGAAGACCUCUAACAUAACAAGGUAUCUCAUUCCAAAGUUUACGCCUAAACGCGACAAGGAGUUUUCAAGUUGUAUAUUUUCAGCUUUGAGCUUUUACAUGUAACGUGAAAGUUACCUGAAGUAGAUGAUCUUGUAUGGUAUAAAUGAAUUGUUGAGGUUUUUUCAAAUAAAUUGAAGAGAUUUGUUGGCGAAUUGUUGCUGUUAAUAUCGUGCAUAGCCCUUGGUUUAUUUUCUUUACACAUCUACACUAUAGCUAUGAAAAGCCAGUUUUGUAGGCUGAAAUGCCCGAAAUUAAUAAUUGUUAAGAUUUUGAUGAUGAUUAUUAUUUUUAGCAUUAUUGUUAUUAGCAUUAUUGUAGCUCAGAGACAUGACACAAUCCGAGAUCUUCUGACAUCACACAUCAGUAAAGUGUGCAGAAAUGUGGAGACAGAGCCACUCCUGCAACCACUCGACAAUGAAGUAGUCAACCUUCAGUCCACUGUUACAAGUCGAGAAGCGAGACUGGAUAUGAAGGCAGGAGGUUUUUGGACACCAGGAGUAACGGCAUUCUUUGACGUACUUGUAACGCAUGUUAACUCCCGGUCCAACCAGGGAAAGCACACAGCUACGAUCUUCAAAGAGCAAGAAAACGAGAAGAAGAGGAAAUACAACCAGAGAGUGAUGGAUGUAGAGAUGGGAACCUUUACACCACUGGUGUUUGGUACAAACGGGGGCAUGGGACUCGACUGUCAGAACUUUUUAAGAACUCUCGCAAAUAAGCUUUCGACUAAGAACGAUGAACCCUACGCCAGCGUUAUUUCCUGGCUUCGAAUACAGUUUUCGUUUGCUAUAUUAAGAGCUGUACACAAAUGCGUCAGAGGUUCUAGAUAUCCAUUCAAAUCACGUGAGGUCUCAGAAGACUUCACUCUCGCUGUAGCUGGUCUACACCUGUAUUCAUAAUUUUAGGCCUAGAUUUUUGAUGCUUUUUUUUUUUUUUUAAUUGAAAUGAAAUGUUUUUUAAUUCGAAUAAAUUUUUCUUAGUUAAAUUAACUCUUUCUAAGCUCAAUUGAGUGCUUUUUAAAUCGACAGGAAUUGUAAAUAGUGUUUUGAAUGAAUAGUUUUUUCCUUUUUUGCUAUUAUUUUUCCUUUUUUGUUAUUAUUAUUAUUGUUAUUAUUAUUAUGGAAGACGUCAUUGUGAUAGUAUCGUCUUGAAUAAAGCACAAUUGUUAGCCUACUGGCCUAAACAAUUAUACUUUUUAAAAAAGCAGAAAAAAAACAAUAAGGCUACGAAUGAAAUGUAUAUUAAUAAGGUAACAAAAAACGACGACCAUAGUUUAAGGUUAAAAUCAAUAUUUGUGCAGUCAAAACAGACUACAAAAAAUGGCCUUAUCUACCUAGAAUUAAUCUUCGUGAAUUAGUUCAUGAAACUAAACAACGACUGUCAAUGCAAGGUGAACCUUUUUACAAUUUCACAUUUACCCAUUUCUAAACCUUUCUAUCGUCACGUUCACGACUUUCUUCCUAAGUCUUAGCCAAUUCCUUCUCUAGGUUAUUUGAGUAUACAGCUAGGAAAUCGAACACAACUUCUAUACUGCUAACUUUGUGUCCAGGACUGAUAUAAACUCUUCAUUCCUAUUCAUUUUAUUUGUGGCUUUUCUCCUAUCACGGUUAAGAGUGUCGAGAUUCACUAAAUUCGUAUUUUUCUAAUACACUUUGGUACAGGGGUCGUAGCAUUCGAUCAUGCCUGUCAUUUUACAAUGUUUGGCCAUUUGUGAGCAGCCACACAGUACGUGAGGUACUGCUUCUUGGUCAUUCCAACAUACUCGGCAACCGUAAAGCGGUCAAGUCAAAUUCCUCUUAUCACUGGGAAAUGUGUAGGAAAUCACGAAAAUCUGUCAACAGAGAAAUUAAGUCUUCCAAAUCAAAAUAUUACUGUGAGUUAAUUGAGGAGAGAAAAGGCGACUCGACUAAGAUAUGGAGAGCCAUUAACGCGGUUUCCCGUAAUCCUAAAUCUUUCACGCCUAAGUGUAUAGUUUCCAACGGCGUGCAACACACAGAUCCCACGGCCUUCAACUCCUUUUUUGCUUCGGUUGACCAGACAUUAACCGAUAAAUUCAGCUAUUUUUGCUCAAAGUUUUCCAAGUCUAAAGAAGUCCAGGUUGGUUCUUUUUGUUUGAAAGAGAUAGAUGAACCCUUUGUUUUCAAGCAAUUGCGUUCCCUUAAGCCCAAACAAAGCGAUUGGUUUGGACAGAAUCAGUGCACGGCUGCUGAAAUGUGCGUCUUUCUCGAUAUGUUUUUCAGUCACCAAAUAACUAAAUGUCUCAAUUUUCCCAACUCUAACCAAACUUUUCAAAAGAGCGGUUCACUUCCAACUUUAUGAUUACCUGAACACUAACCACUAAGACUUGCUAACAGACAAGCAAUUUGGUUUCCGACCUAGUUACCACACUAACAGGUUUUGCCGAUGACGUUCUUACUAACAUGGAGGUUCGGAAUCUCUGUGGAGCUGUUUUCUUGGAUCUGUCAAAGGCUUUCGAUACUGUGGAUUACAGUACAUGUAUCCUGUUCGCCAACUUAUCUUCCCUGGGAUUAACUCCUUAUGCUGUUCACUGGUUUCAUUCUUACCUCAUUCAUAGGGAGCAGCACACCUCAUGCGGCAACGAGAUACCACAAAGGAGCAUCCUGGACCCUCACUUUUUCUUGUUUUUAUAAAUGACGUACAGCUUACUGUUGUCAAUCUCUGUAGCGUAUCUCUUUAUACUGUUAAUACUGAUGCUAUUUUGUUCUGCAACUACUCUAACAUAAAAGAUCGAAAAUAGCUUGUGGCUGAAUCGAAACAAGCUUACACUGAAUAUAUAGAAGACCAAGUCCACGCUUAUCGGCAGCGAUCGCAAAUUGCGUCCUGAUAUCGCUAUAUCUGUCUCAGUAUCAGACGUUAAGGGCGUUGGACACUCUAAGUACUUGGGUGUAACUUUGUCGUCAAAUUUUACCUGGACGGAGCAUGUUUCCACGAAGAUAAAUGAACUCUUAGGGCUUUUAAGGAGGAUUAAGAGUUUGCUCCCACGUAGUGCGCUAUUCUUUUCUAUGACAGUCUCAUUCUCCCGGUCUUGGAUUAUGCCGACAUUUUUUGCGGGGAUAAGGGCAAUGCUGUUCUCAUCAACAAUUUACAACUCCUGCAGAACAAGGCUGCCAAAACUAUAUUAGACCGCCCUUUCUACUCCUCUGCUACCGACACGCUUGAAGCCCUUGGCUGGUUAACCUUGAUGAAACGCAGGAGUUUUCAUCGUUGCCUUUACUACUCCUUUACGUUUAUAAAUAUGUUACUGAGAUAUCAGCCCACAGUAUGGAUCUAUUGACAAAAAAAGAUGUACUCGGCUACGAUACACUCGCGACACAAAGAUAACUUGAGACUGCCCCGUGAAACCAAAAACUGUUGAAACAAAAAACCCCAAUUGAAGCUGUUAAAGACUGGAGCAAUUGUGUUUAAGAAAAUCAAAUAACAUCGAGUAUUUUAAACUGAAUUUUUUUAAUCAUUUUCAAAGCUGUUAAACUCUAGAACAGUAUUACGUCUUUUUAACAAAAUCAAAUUACAUCGGGUCUUUUUAUUAAACGUUAAUAUUUUAAUCUUUUGAAUAGCUCGUGGUGAUUGUUUGGGUUUUUAGACUUUUUAGUGUAGGAAUUUUUUUUGUGUCUUUUUUAAAUCUUUUUACAUUAUUUUUUUUCCCAGGACCUCUCUGAAAAUCAGCCUGGUGAGAGAGUCUCCUGGUUAAAAAUUAUAAUGAUUAUAAUUAUCAUUAUUAUCAAUGCUCCACGUUCUUAUGAUGAAUAACAUUGGCAUUGACAAAAAGCGGCAACAUUUUAUAAUAAAAAAAUGAUAAAUAUAGCCAUUAGAUCAACAUAUUUCAUCUUUUGUUGUAGAAAUAAGAAUUGGGAUAGCCCAGACUUAUUGCAAUUUUGAUUUUUUUGAUUUCAUUUUUUUUAAUGGAAUAAUUCAAUCUCAAGCAGCCAGUUGUAAAUUACCUUGCUCUCUUGCUAAAUAUUCUUCCUUUCUUUAAGAUUUGCAGAACGGCUUAUUAAACAUUUAUAGACUAUUAUUAUUAUUAUUAUUAUCCUCUUUUUCAGUGCUGGCAAGAUGUCAAAGUAAAUUGGCUUAGCAGAUGACUGACACUCUUUGAGCGCAAACAGUUGUUGGAAAUGCAGAGGUCAUGAAGUAGGAAUUGUGUCGAACACGUACAAAGCGUAUAGCUUGUGGCUCAAUCGUGAAAUUCUGGCUUGUCUCUGAAAGUCAUAUUCUGUUUAAAACUGUUGCAUCAAUGUGCUUUUCAGUUUGAACCUGUCAACAGAAAUAUGUUAUCUGUUCCAGGCUAUUGAUAUUGGAGUGCGCAGAGUGCUGUUUUUUUCUGCUUAGUUUUCCUCUUUUUGCGUCGUCCCAUCGGUCUCAACGCCUGGAACAGACUAGAAACAUGUCAAAAUGUUAUCCCUUCUGGUGGAGGGGUCAACUUUUUGACAGAAAUAUUUUAGCUUAUCACUUGUAGUAGAGAGAUAGUAGAGGAGUUUUUUCAAGUGCCUUUGUCAGAAGACUCCGUAUUGUCUGAUUUGAGAUUAGCUUCGUUGUGCCUGCGUGAUGGUUUGCGUACAAGACUGGGGUAGUAACAUCUUAAUAGAUAAAAAAAAAGGCAUGUAGCACAAAAAGUUCUUCCACAACUUUCUAUCCCCCCUUUUUAUCUUAAUUCCUCUCAUAAUCAAGACAUAACAAGGGAAUAUAUAAACUAUUUCUCACCAUCUUUAAACAGUCUAAAUAGACUUAUUUGGGUUUAGGAAAUGCAGAUGUUUAUUUUGGCAGUUGUCUUUUGAAGAUUAAAUAACAUUAAUCAUCUGAUAUGUAAAGUAUAAUCCCUAUACGUUGACCUUGUACACAUACAGUUUUAUCUUGAAAAAACAAGCCAAUCGAUACGACACCAAGAUAACAUUAACCCGACCAGAUGCGUCGAGGGUCCAUAAAGCAAACAUGAACGCUCUCAGUCUUGUAUCUAUAGUACUUCUCUGCCCUGGGAUAAUUUUCAGCGAUGGUCAUGCAAUCUCGGUUUCAUCUUCUCCCAUGUGCGAGGAAAUCCGCAUUGGCCUCUGCAAAUCACUACCAUAUAACCGCACCCAGCUACCGAACACUUUUGAACAAGCGUCGCAGUGGAUUAUAAAUCGCACUUUGUUGGACCUAGCCCAACGGCACAACUCAGGCAUCUGCUCGGAAGAUUUGCUUUUCUUUGUGUGUUCAUUAUAUCUUCCCAUAUGUGUUGAAAACAAUCGAGUUCCAAAGCCUAUAAAGCCUUGCCGUUCAGUGUGUGAAAAAGUGAAAAGAGACUGCCAGGCAGCCAUCGAUGACGUGACUGGAGAAGAAUCACAUCUGUUGCGGCACCUUCCAGAACUUGAAUGCGACAAACUUAAAACUUACGACCAGGGAGUAUGCGUGACCCCGCAUGCUUUCAACCACUCACCAGCAAGUAAGAAGUGUAGCAGGCAUUAGGCUUCUUUAUUGAAUGUUUAUCAUAAACAAUUUCAAGAGUGGUUUUAACCCGCGGGUUUUAAUUGGUGUGGGACGACUCAGUUCACCCUAUUCCAAUGCCAUAUUUUGGCAAGAUAAGAGCCAAAAAACUCAGACAGUUUUUACCAUAUUCAAAAACACUAAUUUCUCGUCAAUUUUGCAAUGAGGGUGAAUUUAUUGUUUUUCAGACUCAAAGAGAUCUUUACAAACUGUACCGCAGCAAAUACGGAAAGAUACCUUUUAUCUUCAUAGGCAUACACAGGGGAUAUCUUUAUACUUUUAGAUUGAUUCCGUUGGUUACAUCUUAUAUUGUUGUCUGAUCGAAAUAUUACUAUUUUAAAAAAUUAAAAAUCAACGUAAAGGAAAACCUCAUCAGAAGAAAUUGGAAUGAGGUAAAGGUGUUAAAAUAUUUCGUGUUAGACCACAAGCGUCAUUGAACGAUUAAUCAAAUCCUUGACAGGAAUCUCAAGCGCUAGUCACCCACUGGAGAUCAGUAAAGGAUUUAUUUUCCUUUGUCUUCAGUCGAAGUGUCAUUUGUUAAGAUUUUUUUGUUUGGAUGGUGGGUAUGAACGACCAGACCAUAGAUCCCCGACAAGAAAAUCUGAAAAAUAACGGCCUUGCUUAACAACGUUUUUAUCCUGGGGGCAUUUAAAAUGACUGAAGCCUACUUAUGAGUUUGUAAUUAAAGGCCCAGGGGACUGUUGUUUCUUGAAAGUCCCGAUAACUUUUCGGGCCCUUGAAGCUGUUUUUUGUUUGCCGGAUUUGAAUUCAAGAUCAAUGCUUCAAUAAUUUAAAAAAUGAUAAUAUGAAACGAUCAGUUAACAAAACAAAAUCUUCCCGUGUGAGGUAGGAACGUCGCUACUAUUCAGCUGGUUUUGAUUUCAAAAUUUGCCUUCGGACCCGAAAAGUUACCGGGCCUUUCGAGAAACGGGCCCUAUUGCUGUUACAUAACAUAUCGGCGAACAGUCACCUCGACUUCGAAUUCGUCUCGGUGACUAUUCGCCGAUAUUCACGUCGCCUGAGGCGACUAAUACAAUUAUUGUUUUAGUAUAAUUACAUUGAUGAUUAUUCGAGGAAAUAAGAUAAAAAAGAGACAGAUUUUUGAACGAUUUUGGGGCUUUAAGAUGUCGGUCGAGGGCGGCUUUGAUCGACAACAACGUUUUCUUAUAAUAGCUGCCGUCGGUUUUUCUCACGGAAACGUAAAAUUUUGCCAGACAUUUAUUUAAUUCAUCGACUUCCAUUUUUUCCAUUCAUUUGUGAACUCUUGCUACGCUUAAAACCAUUCUGUAGAACAAAAUAUUUCGCAAUAGUUACAAAAAGUUGCCGACACUUUGAAGCAAAAAAAUGUAAACAAACAUACCAGGUUUCAGUAAAUUGCAAAAGAGAAAUUUUAUCAACCUACCUUGGAAUAGCUUGACUCCAAAUUUUGUAGCAUCUUUUGUUUUUUGAGGAAAACAUUUUCUUUAAAUUGAUCAAUUUCCGACACCGAAACAUCAACAAAUCUGACUGCCAUUAUUUUGAAAACUGCUAGCCUUCAAUGUUAUAAUCACCGCGCUCCUAGCCAAUCAUAGCGCUCAAUUUUGGAUGAUCAUCAAUGUAAUUAAGAUGCAUUUUAGAGAUGACAGAGAUUUGAAAUACAUAUAUGCCGAUAUCUUUUUUCAUUCAGUAGCACUGAACUCUUCAUUUUAUUUCUGCUCGCUGAUUGUCUUUAUGUUCUCCCCUUAUUUUUUGCAGAGCCAAAUUCGACCCGGAUAGCAGCUAACAGUGAGUGGCACAUGAAAGCGCUGAAAAGCAUUUUACUUACUUAGUUACGCCCAUAGCAAUUAUGGCGGAUUAGAAGACUUAGGGGUUGGAGCCUUGCCGAACAAACAUAGUUUACCCCAGACAUUUAUGUUUAAAAAAUAAAUCCUUUGCGUAUUAAUAUACUGUUUAAUAACACCGCAUGCAAUCAGCAGUCACAGUUGGUAUUGUCCCCGGGGGAGGGGGGAGGUACUCGAUAUAUCCUUGGGUGGGGAGGUGCGGCCCGGCUCCUCAUACCCUGACCCUGUUUAAGACAAAAAUCGCUGAUUUUAAGACAUUUAACCCGAAACCAUACCCUGUGUCAGACAAUAAUAAAUAUCGAAACUCUUUCUCAUUUAAGCCACGGCCAAUCACAAAACUAUUUACAGCUGUUUAAGACAUAAAUUGAUAAAAUCGAUACCCUGAUUAAGACAAAAAAAUGAUAAAAUCGAUACCCUAGCUGGCCACACGUCCCCAUUAAGCCCUUAUAAGGGAGUAACCCCCCCCCGGGGGUAUUGUGCACCAAGUAACGUAGUUGAAAGAACUGGUCUAUCAAGUAUGUUGCUUUGAAAACUGCAGCUACUCCUUUAUAGCUCCGGCAUGGUACCAUACUAAGCUAUAGUAAUAAAGAUAACAAACACGCAGUAAUUGGUAAAAUUACCCUUUAUUUCUUCUUUACAUGGUGUUUUUAAGUUAAAAAGAUGAGUUUAGUUAAUCACUCACGUUUUCUCAAAUUGAAAAGAUGCAAUUUUUGUAGAAAUUCCGAGCAAACUUAAAUUUUCGAAUUAGAAUUGAAGUCAAUCACAGUAGUGAUACAAGUACAGAGAAAAAAUAAGUGAUAAGAAAGUAAUACACAUUCUCUCGGCUUUUUUGUAGACUUCUACUUCUACUCGCUACUAUUACUUCUAGAUUACUAUUUCUGGACACCGUCUCUAAUGAACCAUUUUAAAUAUCCAAACGCAGACAUGUUUUGAUCACAAACCGUGGGAAUUGAGUCACGUGACCCGAGAUUGAAUAAAUCUGCUCAGAAAAUCAAAACACAGCUACACGAUUACAAAAAACAAAUCAGAGCUCAUUCAAUGACCACAAUUUUAUCACAAGUUUCUUGCUUGAAUAUUGAGAAACAGACGUUACAUAAGACUAACCUUCACGCAAGAGCCUUCAUGUUUAAGGUUCUCAACAUCACCAUUAUAGCGAUUAUAUUUCUCUUUAGCGUGUUUUUUUUGUCCCAAAAGAAGUUGUUCACUUUGAUUCUGGACUGGCUUCGAUAUUCUGAUUCCCCCUCUUUUGCAAUAAUGACAAUAAUUUUAAUAUUUUAUUUACAGUAAAUCCAUAAACUACAAAUAUGGCUUUUCACUUCUGUGGCUAACUACAGCUCUAUAACUAACCUAUUUAUAUGCCAAUUAAUGGGUUUUAAAUUAUCAUUAUCAGCGAAAUUAUUCUGAUCAGUGAAAUGAUGCUGAAACGAAAACUUCAAAACUGGGAAAAAUACUAUAAUAAACGUCACUAAGAAUGCAGCCUUGCCCUCGCCUUAGUUUUAAGGUGCUUUGUCAACUGACUCUUGAAAUGCUGAAAUCUGAAGAGUUCCUCAGGACUGCUAAAAAGAAAUGCUAUAGGAAUGCGUCCUAAAAGAGAUGGGUCUUGAGCUUUAUCCCAUAAUACUCAUUGCUAUAAAGAUUAGACUGUGUAUCUUUACUAACCAAUCAAUCACUUCUUUUCUAAACGUAUCUAUGUUAUUUUCCUCGGCAGAACAAGCAUUUAUCAAGAAGCAGGAUUUCUUAAAUGCCAACUUUGACUUUGGUACGUCUCUUUCUCUCACUUCCUUAACACAAUUUGUAGUCCUGGAUUUUGAUAUGAAACAUGGUAAUUGUGAGAGCUUUAUUGGUAAACUAGAGCUCGUUAUAGAACAAAGAAAGAGCAAUAUAAGUUGUUUGAACUACCGUGCGAAUCACUUCUUCUUGAUCACGUUUUUAUCACUUUCCGAAAGCAAUCUAUAUUUUGAAAUGUUUUUCAGGUUCAUUCGGGAAUUCUGUCACACUGUGUGACCAAUGAGAGAUCCUACCAUUCAUUUUUAUUUAACCUGAGAUCAGGCCCAAUUUUAGCGGUUCUCAUACAUUCUCUCUAAUGCCUGCCGCUAAAAUUGGUUCUGUUUUCGUUUCGCCUUGCCCGCCGGAAUGUUGUUACAAAGCGAAACGAAAAUUGAGCCUGAUCUCAGGUUAAUUUUUUUUGGCUUAAUAUUAGUAAUAAAGUAGGGAUGAAAUUAUCCCUUUUUGCGCAGGAAUCUCUUUAAGUUACACAGGAUGACGUUAACGUCGAUGAUCUUAUAGUCUUUUGUCUUUAUCUCAUGAAAAAAUGCGGUGGAUCGAUAAGGUCAUGUGUAAUUUUUACUACUUAAGUACUUUUUUUAACUGGUUUGCCAGCUUUCAGAUAGAUGUAAGUCUUGCAAGUUAAUGAGAUUCCUGUGCAAAAAAAUGGAUAAUUCCAUCCCUACUAUAGUACUAAAAAUGUAGUUAAAAUUUGUGUUUUGUUUUUCUACAGCGAUAAAAGGGAAAAUCCUGUCCAUUAUCCAAGUUCUAGCACCAAAAGGGUACAGCAUUCAGUUUAAUGUAUCGCGUGUCAUUGUCAAAGAUGGUUUUCUCUUCCGUGGAAGUGUGGUUCAGAUCUGGUCACAAUAUAACUACACUCGUUUUACCCAUAGCUUCUAUACGCUCCUUGAGAUGGGCAGGAGAUAUGUGUUUCUUGGCCAUGGAAACCGAACAAAGGGAUUCACAAUUGGAUGGGCUUGGGCGUGGCCAAGAGAUAAACAUCUAGUGGACAAACUAAGAAAGUGGAAAACUCAAUCAAGAAAAAGGAAUUCCGUGGAUUAA
Messenger RNA from Porites lobata, 13523 nucleotides. NCBI's taxonomy places the organism in Eukaryota, Metazoa, Cnidaria, Anthozoa, Scleractinia, Poritidae. The record is from the annotation of a GenBank genome assembly.